AUGGCCGCCGCCGCAGUGUACCGAUGCAUGGACAAGACGUGUCCAUGCACCGAGGACUACGCCUACACGAACGCGGCCGCACACCACGAGGCUUGGCAUCAGAUGCAUGGCCGGACCACAGUCGACGGCCAGGUGGUCAACCUCAUUCGCGACCCGGACACGUAUAUGGUUCGCUGCCCUUACUGCCCGUACGAAUCACAAAGCUUCCGACCCCUCAGGGGUUUGCCCCCUACCCAUGAGCCGUCGCCUGUCAGCUGUUUGGGCACAGCGGUCACAAGACUGAUGGGAGGGUUGGCUCGCCGGUUCUCUCUAGGGUCAGGCCCCUCCUCUAGCCGACCCGCGUCGUUACCAUCAUCAUCCUCACUGGCAGGGCAUGUUGUCGACAACGAUGGCCCCACCAAGUGGAAACGAGGCUCGUCAACCGCGACAUCGUCCAAUGUUGCCGAAGAGAGCCAGUCGGGGGACACCCGCCACCGUCUGUGUUCCCAACCAAAGACCCAACACAUCAUGCGCUCCUCCGACGACGAGGGGGCCUCCACACCUGCUCCGGCGUCCAUCUCUUCCCUCGCUCGCGACAACAACAACAACGACCCUGAUGGCGACCUGUACUAUGACGGCGGCGACGGCGGCGACGGGGAUUCCUCUGAUGCUCAUGCGGGUGAAGCGAGCGUUGGGAACAACAAUGUCAAGGACAGCUACGUUCAUGACACCAAGGGUGCGACUGACUCUCAGUCUCAUCACGACAGCAGCUACGUCCUGACCCCUCCGUCUCCUGAUGUAGAGGUUGAUGGGGAGGUUCCCCCCGACGAAGACGUUGACGUUGGGGAAGAUAUCUGGGAGGGCUCAGACGCUGAGCCCGAGCGUGUAGUCCGGUCAUCGGACAUCUCUCCCCUCCUCCCUCCCCUCGAACAAGUGUUCGAGAUCAAGCGUUUGAAGGCCACCGUGCACCGGGGCGACCAUCAUUGGCAGCCGCAGGACCAGGAAUCCCAGCGUGUUAUGAGCAAGGCUCGUUGCGUCGUCGACACCCAGUAUAGAAUAAUUAUAUGCACCAAAUGUCAAUACGCGCUCGACCCCGAGUGCCCCGCCAUCAUGAAGAAGGUCAGGCCUCGCAACCGCAAGAUUCAUUACGGUCUCGCCCUCUUCCUGUCCAUCAUCUUCUGCGCGCGCUAUCACCAUGGUUUUGAGACGGAGGCUUCGUACACCCGGUUGCAUAAAUGUAAAGCCACGCCCGUCCGUUCUGCCCCUAAUGCACCGCGAACCUACCGAGCAAAAGCUCAGACCUUUUUCAACAACAAGAAAGAACGCCGGUUCUUUCCCGUUGAAUACGAACCGGUCAAUCCCGUCACGAACAGUGCCAAGGCUAAGCAAGCUUGGAGUCUCGUCAAGCCUCUGCUCAUUGAACCGGCCUUUGAGCAAAUUCCCAUCCAGUUGCCGGAUAAUCUACGUCAGCUCUCUGUCUUCAAACGGCGUGAAGGUUGGUGUCGAUACGUGCGCGGCAUGUCGGGUGAGAAGAUUCAAGCCAUCCUGGACGAAUCUCGUGAUCCUCCGGCUAUCAACAUUCUGGCCCUCUAUCUCGAGCGAUAUGUCGACGCCGCCCUGUAUGCCUUGGAGGACGAGUCGUAUAUCAUACAGUUGAAGCUUGCCAACAUCGGACUACGACCCGAUUUCAAGGGUUGUGUCCGUCGCAUAAUGACUUGGCCCGAAUAUGUCCACGAGUUCAUGCCGAUUCUUCAGUUUGUCCUCCGUGCUGCUCGCGGCGAUUUCCCCGACGACUUCUCCUUGCCGCUCACGGAGGUCCAGGGGGCCUUCGCCCGGGACUUGAUGACGCACCUCGAGAACGCACACGACACGGAUGCCCAGCCUGUCGAUCUCGAACAGCUCGAAACCAACCACGAGGAGAAGGCUUUCAUGAACUGUUUCGGCGAGGAUCGUCAUAUCAUGAAGUCACUCCACGGCCUCCUCUGGUCCCUCGUCUCACACAAGAAGGUCGGGUGCGACCCCAGCAAGUUCUACACCCCGUUGUACAACUAUCUUGUCCUCAGCUCCUACGAUGCGCAGGGCCACCUCAAGUUUGCAACAUCAAUCUCGCAUGUCAUUGCUCCGCUUCUCUUUCUCUGUCGCGUGGCCAUCUUCGUGCAGGGUGUUCUAUAUUCUCAAGAGCAGGAGGUUCCUUAUCUCGAGUGA
This is a messenger RNA of Punctularia strigosozonata HHB-11173 SS5, 2184 nucleotides long. RefSeq lists its product as uncharacterized. The transcript is spliced from 4 exons. Lineage: Eukaryota; Fungi; Basidiomycota; Agaricomycetes; Corticiales; Punctulariaceae. The coding region runs from base 1 to 2184 and encodes 727 amino acids. The record is from RefSeq and is a predicted model, not a curated record.